GUAAAAAAUUUUUACAUAAUUGGUGUCAGUGGAAGGAAUAGUGUCCCAUCAUUGGUGUCAGUGGGAGGAAUAGCGCCCUGUUGUUGGUGUCAUGGGAGGAAUAGUGCCCGAUCAUUGCUGUCAGUGGGAAGAAUAGUGUCCCAUCCUUGGUGUCAGAGGGAGAAAUAGUGCCCCAUUGUUGUUGUCAGUGGAAGGAAUAGUACCCUAUCAGGGGUGGACUGACAACUCAUGGGGCCCCCCGAGCAUUAGGGUUUCCAAAUGGUCAGUCCGCCCCUGUACCCCAUAACUGGUGUCAGUGGAAGGAAUAGUACCGCAUAAUUGGUGUCAGUGGGAGGAAUAGUGUCCCAUCAUUGGUGUCACUGGGAGGAAUGG
Molecule: messenger RNA, 372 nt
Organism: Staurois parvus
Lineage: Eukaryota; Metazoa; Chordata; Amphibia; Anura; Ranidae
Source: the annotation of a GenBank genome assembly